AUGUACACAGCCAGCACCUUCUCUCUAUCCUUCUGUGGCCCCAACACUGUCCACCAGUUCUUCUGCGAUGGUCCCCAGUUGCUAAGACUUGCAUGUUCCACUGACCAUGUCCCAGAACAUGUGAGUUUAGCCAUCAGUGUCUGUUUAGUUUUCAUUUGCUUUGUGCUCCUCGUGGGCUCCUACGCCCGCAUCUUCUCAGCAGUGCUGAGGAUGCCGUCGGCAGAGGGCCGCUCUAAAGCCUUCUCCACCUGUCUGCCCCACCUGGUUGUUGUCACUGUGUUCAUCACGUCUGGCUUCUCUGCCUACCUAAAGCAAAUAUCAGACUCUUCGUCUGCACUGGACCUGCUGGUGUCUGUGUUCUAUGCCUUGGUGCUGAAGUAUCACAUCACCAUGUUCUUCUGCGAUGGUCCCCACUUGGUAAGACUUGCAUGUUCUACUGACCAUGUCCUGGAAGAUGUGAGUAUAGCCAUUACCAUCUGCUUAUCUUUCUUCUGCUUCAUGCUCAUCGUGGGCUCCUACUUCCACAUCUUCUUGGCUGUGCUGAGGAUGACGUCGGCGGAGGGCCGCUCCAAAUCCUUCUCCACCUGUUGGCCCCACCUUGUCGUCGUCACUCUGUACAUCACGUCUGGUGCCAAGGUGUCCAGCACCGAAAGCAUCUGCUGA
Molecule: messenger RNA, 663 nt
Organism: Tachyglossus aculeatus (Australian echidna)
Lineage: Eukaryota; Metazoa; Chordata; Mammalia; Monotremata; Tachyglossidae
Product: olfactory receptor 14K1-like
Exons: 4
Coding region: 1-663 (220 amino acids)
Biological process (GO): G protein-coupled receptor signaling pathway
Cellular component (GO): membrane
Molecular function (GO): olfactory receptor activity
Source: RefSeq, a predicted model, not a curated record